Molecule: messenger RNA, 1430 nt
Organism: Daphnia pulicaria
Lineage: Eukaryota; Metazoa; Arthropoda; Branchiopoda; Diplostraca; Daphniidae
Product: DNA-directed RNA polymerase II subunit RPB1-like
Exons: 3
Coding region: 34-1194 (386 amino acids)
Source: RefSeq, a predicted model, not a curated record
UUCCACUGCCAGCAACAACUCAGUAAAGCAACGAUGAAACUCAAUACUCAAUCAGUUCUAGUGCUCUUCUGCCUUUUGCUGGCCAAUGCUCUGGCUGAACCCAAUCGCGAAAAACGAUCACCCGAUGGACACGGACACGGACAUCAUCAUGACCACAGUCACGAUCAUGAACACGAGCACGGACACGGUGCUGGCAUCCCGAUUCACACUCCCGAUGUGAGCCCACAGUAUUACGCCCAACAGUAUGCUUCGCCUCCUUCUUACGAUGCUCAACCGUCCGAGUACCAGGAGCAGCAACCGUAUGAAGAACAUCAGGCAGCUUCGUCUUUCGAUGCCCCAAAAGGACCCCAAGAAUACGAUACUCCUUAUUACAGCAGUCCUUCUGCUCCUGAAUACAGUCCACCAGCUCCUGAAUACUCUCCUCCAGCACCGGAAUACAGCCCCCCUGCUCCUGAAUACUCACAACCGGCACCGGAAUACAAUUCUCCAGCUCCUGCUUAUUCUCCACCAGCUCCUGCUUAUUCUCCACCAGCUCCUGCUUACUCUCCACCAGCUCCUGCUUACUCUCCACCGGCUCCUGCUUACUCUCCACCGGCUCCUGCUUACUCUCCACCAGCGCCUUACUCCCCACCGGCUCCUUCUUACUCACCAUCGGCUCCUCAAUCCUACCAAACUCCAGCAGCACCUUCCUAUUAUCCCCCAGCUGCUUCUUACAGCGCUCCUACUGCUCAGUACAGCCCGUCUUACGAAGCCCCGCAAGAGACUUAUGAAGUCCCUCAGUAUUCUUACGGUGCUCCCAAAGGCAAAAAGCCCAAGGGAAGUUAUGGAGCUCCCAAAGCUACUAAAGCCCCCAAAGCCAAGAAACCAAAGGGCAGUUAUGGCGCUCCUAAAGCCAAGAAGCCCAAGUCCAGCUACGGACCUCCCAAACACUCGUACAGUGCUCCAUUGCAGUCGUAUUCAGCUCCUGCUCCCUCUUACCAGGCCCCAACUCCUUCCUACCAAGCCCCAUCUUACCAGGCCCCAGCUCCAUCUUAUCAAGCACCGGCUUAUUCUGCUCCAGCCCCAGCCUAUUCUGCUCCAGCUUAUUCAGCUCCAGCUUAUUCAGCUCCAGCCCCAGCUUACUCUGCUCCGGCUCCAGUUUACUCUGCUCCUCAACAAUCCUACCAACCUCAACAACAAGGCUAUGGUAAGUAAACGUUAAACGUGAGUUCACUGGCUGAUCCACACGAAUUGUCGUUGAAAAUUGAAAUGUCUAAGAUCCUGUUAAAUUUUUCUUAUUGCUUUAUAAUAGUCAAUCUUUAUUUUUCAAGCCGGUUACUUGAAUGUUAACAUUUACAAUGCAGAUCCACAGUUUGAAUUGUGCCCUAUACUCAUUGUAUAAUAGUUGCAAUCAAAAAUAUAAAGAAAACUGGUUUUGUUGCUGAAAUUAA